Messenger RNA from Aspergillus steynii IBT 23096, 903 nucleotides. RefSeq names its product 60S ribosomal protein uL18. Lineage: Eukaryota; Fungi; Ascomycota; Eurotiomycetes; Eurotiales; Aspergillaceae. Gene Ontology annotation, biological process: ribosomal large subunit assembly; translation. The transcript has 3 exons. Gene Ontology annotation, molecular function: 5S rRNA binding; structural constituent of ribosome. The record is from RefSeq and is a predicted model, not a curated record. Gene Ontology annotation, cellular component: ribosome; cytosolic large ribosomal subunit. Bases 1 to 903 code for a protein of 300 amino acids.
AUGCCUUACCACAAGACUGUCAAGAGCAGCGCGUACUUCAGCCGCUACCAGACCAAGUACCGCCGCAGAAGAGAGGGUAAAACCGACUACUAUGCCCGUAAGCGCCUGAUCACCCAGGCCAAGAACAAGUACAACGCUCCCAAGUACCGCCUCGUUGUGCGCUUCACCAACCGCGACAUCAUCACUCAGAUCGUCUACUCUGAGAUCUCCGGUGACAAGGUCUUCGCCAGCGCCUACGCCCACGAGCUCAAGCGCUAUGGCAUCACCAACGGUCUGACCAACUGGGCCUCCGCCUACGCCACCGGUCUGCUCCUUGCCCGCCGUACCCUGAAGAAGCUCGGCCUUGACGAGCAGUUCACCGGCGUUGAGGAGGCUGACGGCGAGUACACCCUCACCGAGGCCGCCGAGACCGACGACGGCAGCCGCCGCCCCUUCAAGGCCUUCCUUGACGUUGGUCUUGCCCGUACCUCCACCGGUGCCCGUGUCUUCGCUGCCAUGAAGGGUGCCUCCGACGGUGGUGUCUACGUUCCCCACUCCGAGAACCGUUUCCCCGGCUUCGACAUCGAGUCCGAGGAGCUCGACGCCGAGACUCUCCGCAACUACAUCUUCGGUGGCCACGUCGCCGAGUACAUGGAGGGUCUUGCCGACGACGAUGAGGAGCGUUUCCGUGGCCAGUUCCACAAGUACGUUGACGCUGGCGUCGAGGCUGGUGACAUCGAGGAGCUCUACACCGAGGCCCACAAGGCCAUCCGUGAGGACCCCUUCAAGAAGGACGAGGAUGCCGACUCCAAGAAGACCAAGGAGCAGUGGAAGGCCGAGAGCAAGAAGUACCAGCAGAAGAAGCUUUCUCACGACGAGAAGAAGGCCCGUGUUGAGCAGAAGAUCCGUGAGCUUGCCGCGUAA